AUGGCGGCUACACCUCCUCCUGGUGCAGGAUUUCCGAACAAAAACAGGGUUGCCAUUUUAGCUGAGCUUGACAAAGGAAAAACGGAAUAUUUGCUUUUACAAAACCAGUCUUCAACCAACAAUCCUGGGGCCAGCAUAGCACUUUCGAGGCCAAAUGUGAACAAAGACUUCCGGGACCACGCAGAACAGCAGCACAUAGCAGCGCAACAAAAGGCUGCACUUCAGCAUGCCCAUGCACAUUCAUCAGGAUAUUUCAUAACACAGGACUCUGCUUUUGGAAAUCUUAUUCUGCCAGUUAUACCCCGUCUAGAAGCCGAAUAACAGCAUUGUGUGUUUUUUCCUUCUGACAAACUAACAAGGACUCUGCCCUAUUUUAACAAAAUACAGACAAAGCUGGCUUAAAAGAUGUGUAGAACCUUUUUUCUUUUACAAGUCAAAAAGACCUGUAAUUUGGUUAAAACCAUUAACCAAUGUCAUCAGUCAACAGGAUUGUGAGUCUGUUUCUUUUUAUAAAAAUAAAUGUUUUGUUUAAAACUUGUUUUUCAUAAAAAUAUUUUAUCUUAUCUGAGUUAUCAUAUUGUGUUGUAGUAUUAUAUUGAGUUGAAUCAGCAGAUAAGAAAAUUACAUGUUUUAAGAAUGAGUUUCUAAAAAGUUAUCAUAUUGAAAUAUUGCAAACAACAUAGUGCAAACAAUAAAAGUCAACCAUUUAAUGUA
Messenger RNA from Bombina bombina (fire-bellied toad), 714 nucleotides. It is a transcript of the gene INIP, whose product is annotated as INTS3 and NABP interacting protein. NCBI's taxonomy places the organism in Eukaryota, Metazoa, Chordata, Amphibia, Anura, Bombinatoridae. The record is from RefSeq and is a predicted model, not a curated record. The coding region runs from base 1 to 321 and encodes 106 amino acids. Gene Ontology annotation, biological process: DNA repair. The transcript has 4 exons. Gene Ontology annotation, cellular component: nucleoplasm; nucleus; SOSS complex.